Molecule: messenger RNA, 6827 nt
Organism: Ceutorhynchus assimilis (cabbage seed weevil)
Lineage: Eukaryota; Metazoa; Arthropoda; Insecta; Coleoptera; Curculionidae
Source: the annotation of a GenBank genome assembly
UUUAGUUUGUAGUGAACACGUUACACGGUAUGGUAGUGAACUUUGAUAUUAUCAAAAAUGUACUAAAUUUAGUACAAUUGUAUUAAUACGGUCACCCUGCUUCCUAUCUAGCCUUGAACGGCAACCAUGUGGUGAGAUUCCGUCGUCCCGUCAAGCAAGGUUGUUGUUGAAGACGUUGGUUGUUGUCGUUUUGAGGUGAGGCAAGGGGCAAGGGGUAAUAGAAACAACGUUGCGUUCGACUCGUCGCGUCGGUCGUCGCUCCUCCGAACUGUUCCGACCUCGCCGUCUAUAUAACCUUCACUGUAUAAAUAGUUAUCGUGCCAUUCCAAGUCUCGCAGUCGCAACGAGGCAAGUUGUUGGCUACGUGUUGAGUGUAGUUUUCAACGGCCACGAGCAUUUUUAUUUUAAAAUGGACGCCGCAGAACUUACGGACGUUUGCAGGCUUUGUCCUGUGAGCAGUGUGAGCAAUACUCAGUUAAUUAACGUGUUUGACGAGCGAUUUUCGGGAAAAUAUAAUAUAAAAGAAGUGAUUUUAGUGACAACUGGAAUUGAGGUGCUGCAAAACGAUUUAAUAUCCGUUAAAAUUUGCGAUCGUUGUCUCAAUAUAACAUUGAAAAUGUUCAAGUUUCGACAAGAUGCUAUCCAACAGGACAAAUCACUGAGGGGGAAACUCUCGGACAAACUCAAACAAUUCUUUGCAGAUCAGGAAAUUCGCAUACCCAACACUGAGGUAAGGAUUAAAAGAGAAACACCAUCCACAUCCUCUGCAAAAAAGAUUAAAAAGGACUUGGAUGUCCAUAAUUCCGUCACACAAAUGUUUAAUGUUUUUCCAACAUUAAAACUACCUUCGAUUUGUAUGAAGCAAGAUAUGGCGCCAUUCGUUUCACUGCCGAUGGGAGAUGUUGAAAAGUACUUUAAAGACAGAAAAUUGAACAUGAAUCAAUACAUUUCGAAAUCACCAGCAGCUUCAAUGAGUAAUAGAAUUGCCAAAAAGAGAGUUCGUGUGUCAUCGCAACAUAAGAAAACCGUAACUCCCUUGAAAAUUAGCAAAAAAAUGUUCAAACCUCAUGAAAAAUCAACGGAAACUAGUGGCAGUUACUUUUGCACACCGGUCAAUGAGGUAGAAUCAAGAAAAAGAUCUUUAUCGACUGGUUCUGGUCUCAAAGCCAAAAUCAGUAAGGAAUCAAUCCCGGGCUGUUCAAAUAGUAUUAGUAAUGUUUCAGUAACACCUUUGAAGGUUACCUUGGAACACACAACACCAGUCGAUCAAUCUGAAGACAGCCGAGACAGUGUGACAUCUAAUAAAUCUACAGCGACAAGUUCUAGUAGCAGUAACGAAGCUCAUCAGAAUGCUCACUCUGAAUCAUUCGAUUUAAACCCAUCAGUAACAAGGAAAUGUGAAACCCAGUUGGUGUGUCAUCUAUGUGCAAGUGUUCAUAACAACGCCUCUGAACUUAAACGGCAUACCCUGAAACAUAUGGUUUGCCAGUUUUGUAAGCGCCGAUUUAAAUCGUUGGAAAAUAAAAAUCAUCAUAUUAAUAAUAUCUGCGUAAUAAAGAAGAUGAUGAAUACUUCAGAUCCAAAAGUCCAUUUAACAAAAAUCGAUCUGGAUUUGGAGACUAGAAGAAAAUACGAGAACGCAUUUACAAUGUUUGAACCAAUCCAGGGUUCGGUGAAACCUGAAGAAGUAUUUGUAAGAGCGGCAUCUCCUUCAAAGUCGGGGCAUCAAUAUAAUAUUAUCGUUCUUUCUGAUGACGACACCGAUGUUAAUGAAGAUCCUUUAUCAGGCUCUGCGCCGACACCUGAAAUUAUACCAUCGGCUACUAUCAGCUACUUCCCAGAACCAGUUCUUUACAAUUCCUCUAUUGUAAGGCCAGAUAUUAAAAUAAAAACUAAUGACAUUAUAAGUCCAUUUUUUGGCAAUACCAAUGAAAAAGAAGUGAUGAAAGGUCUACUUAGGCGACCUGAUGAUGUAAAGAUAUGUGUGGAGAAAAUGAUUCAAACUGAUAUGCCAUCUAGUAAGGAUAUCAACAUUAAAUCAGAUGGGACGUGCGAGUUUAAAAAUCUCAAAGAACAAAUAGUACCAUUUAAGGUGCCCAUUCAUAUUGUUAACGGGCCAUUUAAUGUUACUUAUAAAUUUGAUAGCCCACCUAAAUCUGCUAAAAAAUCGGAAGCAUGGGAUUGGGAUAGCGUACCAUUUGUGCGUAUCGGAAAAAAAUCUACAAAAAUUCAACCCGCGGUCGCCAAUAGUAAACCAGUUGCAAGCUCUCUAGUACCAAUUCAACUGCCUGUGGUCCUUAUAAAUAAUAAUCCGCAACCUGACGUUUCUCAAUCAAAUAACGCACAGGCUGUUAAUUCACCAACUCCUAUGUUACAGACCUAUUUUGAUAGAGCUCCCAAUGCUACGGUGCCAAGAAAGUCACUUCCAAUUCCAAAGACUUACCUUAGUAAAAAUUCGAAUAGUGCUUUGAAAAGUAUACUGGCAGCAAAUACCCCUGUUAGUCAGAAUAAUGGUCCAAAAAGCUCCGUUAAUACUUCAAUCAGUAAUGCGGUUCUCAACAAUACAACCAACCAACGUUCUCCAAAUACCUUGUUGAGUGACAUGCUGGACGGAUUUCCCACUGCCUCAUCUUCGAAUAUGACAGAAGAAAUAGCAUCCAAUAUGAGAAAUUUGCUAAAUAAUACUCCUCACUCAAAUUCGCCUGCCAAAAAUAGCACUCCCCACCGAACAGUAUCAACCAAUCAAGUUUUUGUAAAUAAUACGAUUAUACCGAAUAAUUCAGCAAAUCGUGUGCAGAAUGAUGUGAUGCCCAUGUCCAGUGGCAGGACUUCGAAUAGUCAGUUCGGUGUAUCCGCCAAUUUUGCUAUAUCCGCCAAUUUAUUCGCCCCAAAUACUACAGCAGCAUCAUCAAACAAUCCAGCUCCUAUUCAGAAUAUUCAUGUUUCAACUCCAAAUCAGCAAAAUUAUUCUCCUUCAGUUACUCCAAAUUCGAAUAUGUUUACUUCUCCUGGUCAAUCAGUAUCAAACACGCAUAGAAAUCUAAUGCCAAAUGCACAAAUGAAUGUGAAUCCUCCUCGUUCAUUGUUACCAGCGACUUCGGCCACGCAAAGCACACAAAGAAAUGUUCCUUCCUUGGUUCUACAGAGGAAUUCAUUGUUGUUGCCAAAUUCGCAGAGAAAUGUAAAUUCCUCUACUAUGGCCACGCAAAAUACACAAAGGAAUGUUCCUGCUUUGGUUCCACAUAGGAAUGCGUUUUUGAUGCCAAAUCCAAAUACACAGAGAAACAAUACUUACAGCAGCUCCGAACCUGCAAGAUUUAGGAUACUACCAACUGACAUAGUCUCACAAAAAAUUUGUCGAAAGUGCUACAGAAACGUACGAAAAAUUCACGAAGUUGUCCAAUGUGCUAUCAGACACGAUCAAGAUUUGAAGGAAAAAUGUCAACAAUACAUCGAGAAUAGAGGUUUGCAUCUACCAAACACUUGCAUAACAAUCAAAAAAGAUAAUCGAGUGCUUGCUCAAAAAGAAACCGAACAAAAGCAUGGUCGUGUUGUUAGAACGAAACCAUCAGAGUCCAGCCUAUUCUCCAAUAAAAAUUUGGAAAACGCCGAAGAGACAACUUCAGCAAGAAAGAAAGCUUCAAAGAAAAAAAAAGGUCCUACAACAAUACAUUCAAGCAUCAUCAAUGUCUACAGAAAGUAUCCCUCUUUUAAGCUACCCAAAAAAUGUCUGGAUAGGGAUAUAGCACCCAUUGUUUCGUUUCCUAUGGGAGAAGUAGAAACCUUCUUCAAAAAUAGGAACCUGGAUAUGUCCAAGUAUAUUUAUAGAGAAAGAAGAACAAACAAGGGGGAACAAUCAGAUUCGGACAGUGAUUCUUCCACAUCCGCCGAAAGCCAAACCGAUAAUCCGGUAAAUAGAAAAAGCAUAAUAACAAGGACUAUUGCAGCUAACGAGUUUAUUAAAAAUCCGGAAUUUAAAACUUCUAACGACGUGCUGAUGUUAGAUGAUUCACCCUCGUCAAAUAAAAGAAAAAUUUUAAUCGGCAGAGAUCCAAGUCUGAAAAUAAGAAAAAUAUCAGUUGAAACACCUAAAAAUUCAACAGUUGUCUUUGAUCAACUUUUGGCAAAUACUUCAUCUGACCAAAUAACAUCUUUACAAGAUGAUUCUCCAAUCGCCUCCAAACCUGAUUUUAUUCAAUCCUUAGGAUUAACACCUGCAACAGAUGAAGCUGUAUCUCAAAACUCCCUCACAUGCCAAAUUUGCAAUAGUGUACAGGCUAAUAUAUCUGCUUUAAAGAAACAUACUAGCAGACAUAGAGUGUGUCCAUAUUGUAAACUGAAAUUUAAAUCGAUUGAAACCAAGCAGCUACAUAUUGAGCGUAAUUGCCCUAUGAGGAAAAAUACAGCAGGGUCCAAAAAAAAUGAACGCGAUGUUGAUGUCAAGCAACAACAUGAUAAUGAAGAGACUCCUAGCAAUGAUACUCCUAAGCCAGCAGACCAAACAGACGAAACAGCUUACGUACCAGUUGUAAGUAUUUAUAAUGACACUACUGUGGAUGGUCUCGAAAAUAAAUUGAGUGAUGUUGAAGUUAUCAAGAACAUCGCUAAAAUUUUGAGAAAUAAUUCAGUGGAAUCAGAAGGAGAAAUGCAAAUUCGACUGCCUUGUAAUGAAGAUAUUUUAAUGUGCAAUGAUAAAGUUCAAAUAAAGAACUUGAGAAAUUAUUUACCAGAUUACAUGAUUCCUAUUACGUUUAAACAUAAUGACGAACUGAGUGUUGUUUUUAAUAAAGAACCUACAAAAAAAGAUUGUUCUAAUAAAUUAGAUGACUGGGAUGAUAUACCAUUAAUAGAAAAACGUAAGGAAAAUCCUACUUCUCAAGAAAUUCCUUUAUUAAAUGCUGUUACAUUUGUAACAUCUCAAGUUCAAUCUUUGAUGAUGACUUCUCCUGCGAUGUCAUUUAUUCUACCGAAUGGAUCCACUUUUAUUCCAAAUACCGGAAUUUCUAUUCAAAACAACGCACCUGGUCAAACUAUAUUUGGUAAUACUUCAAUUCAAACUACACCGCUAUUGCAGAACUAUACUUUAAGUAUGACACCUCUUCCUAUGAUUCAAACUAGCUCAAAUUCCAAAACAAAAUCUUCAGAAGAUUCUGUUGGAAAUGUAUCAUCCACAACACCAUUGUGUAAAGAAGAACCCAGUACAUCAAUGUCAAUGCGAAAAUCUCUUCCUGCCACAGUUUCAGUAUCGAAGGAAGAUUCUGUUCGUAGAAGAAGGAGGUCUUCACCAGCGACCAAACGUUCGGAAAGUCGCAAAAGUCAUCGAAAACGUCGGCAAAUUAUUAAAGUUAAAAUUGGCAAUAUGACUAAUAUGAGGACUCCUAAAAAGGUUAGAGUUAAGAAUAUUUGGGAGAAAUAAUUUGCUUAUAAUUUCCCACUGAUAUUAUGUACCUAGACUAAUUUUAUUGGAGCUCUAAUACUUCGAGUGGAAGAGGAGAGGGGACACAUUUUGUAGUUCUAGACGCUUAUUCUUCCAUCUAUAUUUGCCUAUGUACAACCAUUGUAAUGUGCCUUACAUUGAGUUAGAUAAUUAUUAUAUGUAUAAGUAUAAAAAUAUAAUCACUUUUCUAUUAUCAUUAAAAUACUUAUGGUUUAGGUUGGUUGGAAGUAGUUUAUGUUUUUCAUAUAUUAUGUAGGUAAGUAUUUGUAACUACAAAUCUAAUAUUAGGUAUCAAAAGAUUCUUCAGUUUUUUUUUUAUAGAGUACCUAUGCUUUGUACUGAUAGGUACAUAGUUUAUGUUUUCCAUAUAUUAUGUAGGUAUGUAGCUACAAAUCUUAUAUUAAGUAUUCAAAGAGUUAAGUUUUUUUUUUUUUUUUGAUAGAGUAAGUAUUGCUUCUGAAGCUUUUUACUAAUAAGCGUUUAUCCAAAGACUUUUUAGGAUAAGCCUAUUAUUGUGUUUAAUUAAAUAAAGCGCCAAAGAAGAGAAAACACGAUUAUGCUUCCCCAAUUCCUAAAUAUCAUUAAUACUAAAUAUUUAUGUGUGCCAAUUAUUCAAGGCCAAGGAGGCGUACUCUCCCCUCUACAUAAUUACAAAAAUACUCCCACCACAAAUGUAAUGUUGGUUGCGGACGGUUUUGCUAUCUAAAGUUUUUGGAACAUGUCAACAGAUAUGAAGCCUUUUUUUGUCGGAGGUGCUUCGCUGAAUAGUAUUUUCUAUAGUUUUUUCUGUAAUACUUUGAGUGGGAAAGUGAGACACCUAUUUUAUAGUUUUAGGCUCUUAUUCUUCCAUCUUCCAUACUUCCCUAUAUGUACGACCAUUGUAAUGUGCCCUAUAUUGAGUUACAUAGAUCAUUAUUAUCUAUAGGUAUAAAAAUAUUUAUAAAAUUUGAUGCAUUUAUUUAUUUAUAUUCAUAUAUGGAUAUUGGAUAAUCACUUUUCUAUUAUCAUGCUGUUACAUUUGUAACAUCUCAAAAAUACUUAUGGUUAAGGUUUGUUUGAAAUAGUUUAUGUUUUUCAUAUAUUAUUAUGUAGGUACCUAUGUUACUACUAAAUCUAUAUUACAAGAUUCUUAAGUUUUUUUUUUUUUGAUAGAGUAUUAGGUAUUAUUGUUUCUGGAACUUUUUACUGAUAAGUUGUGUUUAUCCAAAGACUUUUUAAGAUAAGUUUAUUAUUGUAUUUAAUAAUUUAAUAAAGCGCUGAAGAAAAGAAAACACGAUUAUGCUUCCCCAAUUCCUAAAUAUCAUCGAUAUAAAUAUUUAUCUGUGCCAAUUAUUAAUUGAAUCAUUGGUUUUUAAGAAUCGAACCAAGGACGCAUACCCUAACUUCCCCC